ACAAGCAUAAAAAACCAUGAGCUCCUUCAUGUUCUAUUAUCCACUUGUUUCUUUUGCUUUCUUCUUCACUCUCAAGCUCCUUCAUCAAUCUAGAAAGUUCAAAAACAUCCCACCCGGUCCAUUUUCUCUUCCCAUAAUCGGCAACCUCCACCAGCUCACAAAACCACUUCAUCGUGCCUUUCACAAAAUUUCCCAACGUUAUGGCCAAAUCUUUUCUCUUUGGUUUGGCUCUCGUCUCGUGGUCGUCGUCUCAUCUCCGUCCGCAGUCCAAGAAUGCUUCACCAGAAACGACAUUGUCCUGGCGAACCGGCCUCGGUUUCUCGCCAGUGAGUAUAUUGCAUACAACAGCACCACCGUAGUUUUUUCUCCCUACGGCGACCACUGGCGAAACCUUCGCCGCAUCACGGCGCUCGAGGUGCUCUCCACGCACCGUCUCAACAAAUUCUUGGAAAUACGCAGAGACGAGAUGAAGCGUCUGGUGCAGAAGCUUUCUCAAGGCUCAUGUAACCAUUUUGAGAAAGUGGAGAUGACAUCAAGGCUUUCAGAGAUGACCUUCAACACUAUGAUGAGAAUGAUUUCUGGAAAGAGGUAUUGGGGAGAUGACAAUGAAGUUAGGGACGUGGAAGAGGCAAGCAAGUUUCGAGAGAUGAUAAAAGAAGUAGUGCCUUUAGGAGGGGCAAAUAAUCCUGGAGACUUCUUGCCCAUACUGAGAUUGUUUGACUUUGAUGACUUAGAGAGGAGGCUCGAGAGUUUGGCUAUGAGAAUAGAUGGUUUCUUACAAGGACUCAUUGACGAGCAUAGAAAUGCAAAGCAGAGAGCCAAUACUAUGAUAGAUCAUCUUUUGAGUCUCCAAGAAUCACAACCUGAGUACUAUACGGAUCAGAUUAUCAAAGGCCUCGCUUUGGAUAUGCUUUUUGCUGGCACGGAAACAUCAGCUGUAACUUUAGAGUGGGCAAUGUCUAGUUUACUAAACAAUCCUAAUGUAUUGGAAAAUGCAAAGAAAGAAAUAGACUCGCAUAUUGGGCAAGAACGGUUUAUAGACGAGCCAGACAUUCCAAAACUACCAUACCUGCAAAGCAUAAUCUCUGAAACACUUCGACUGCAUCCUACUGCACCAUUGUUGGUUCCACACGAGGCUUCAAAUGACUGCACUAUAGGAAAAUAUAAUGUUCCACGUGGCACUAUGGUAUUAGUGAAUGCUUGGGCCAUCCAUAGAGAUCCCCAACUGUGGGAUGAUCCGACGAGUUUCAAGCCAGAGAGGUUUGAGAAGGAAGGAGAAGCAAGCAAGCUAAUUCCAUUUGGGUUGGGAAGGCGAGCAUGUCCUGGAGCAGGGUUGGCUCAGAGAACAGUGGGAUUGACUUUGGGAUUGUUGAUUCAAUGCUUUGAAUGGAAAAGAGUAAGUGAGGAACAAAUAGAUAUGAGAGAAGGAGCAGGGAUCACCAUGCCAAAAAUGAUUCCCUUAGAGGCUAUGUGUAAAGCACGUCAUCCAAUCAUCAACAAGCUUUCUUCCCAAAAUGUUGCGGAGGAUUGCUAAACUAAGGAAUGGUAUCUGGGCAUAGCAUGGGAUUAAUGUGAAAGUUCCAUAUUAUAGAAGGCGCACUUUCAGUAUUUGGUACAAUCUAGCUACUUGUAUUACGUUCAGCGAAUGGGAACAUGUGCACACCAAUAAUUCCCUUAUAUAUAGUUGUUUUUUCACAUUUCGUAUAAAUUUAUUCUCUCUGUAGUUUAAUCACUUUACCUUUAUUGUUUAUUAUGUACUUAUAUUGUAUUAUAGGUAUUUUCCA
This is a messenger RNA of Prosopis cineraria, 1784 nucleotides long. Its product is annotated as cytochrome P450 81E8-like. Gene Ontology annotation, molecular function: heme binding; oxidoreductase activity, acting on paired donors, with incorporation or reduction of molecular oxygen; monooxygenase activity. The transcript has 2 exons. Lineage: Eukaryota; Viridiplantae; Streptophyta; Magnoliopsida; Fabales; Fabaceae. Bases 17 to 1534 code for a protein of 505 amino acids. The record is from RefSeq and is a predicted model, not a curated record.